UAAUGACAUUACAUUCAUCAUAGUAUAUUAAUGAACAAUUGAGCGCAAUGAGUCUUAUUUCUUUUAUGCGGCUAAUUAUUGCUGUAUUAUUCUACAAUUUUCUUCCGUCACAUACAAUAAUGGUCUUUCUAUUAAUUCAAUUUUUAUUUCCGACACAAUUGUUACAUUACUAGGUACACAAUUCUCGUAAUUAAAAUUUAAUUUUUCUUUUUUUACAGAAAAUUGAUUAUCAAUUUGAGAAAUUUAAGUAUAGAUUCAAAAAUAAAAAAAUAUAUAUCGUUCUUUAUUGUUCAAGACUCGUAAAUCAAUCUAUAUCGAUCGCGACAACGAAAUACAGUAUUUAUGCUAUAACGUUUAUUUUUAAAGGCUGAUGAUAAGGUGGAACUAUAUACGACUCUAAUAGCAUAAAUGGUCUUUACAGUAUUAUGAUGUCUCAAUUGCAACGAUUAGUAAAACUUAUUUAUGCAUGAAUUAUCUAGAAUAUAAGUCGAGGUAAUUCUUUGUGCGAGAGAAUAGGGAAGCGAUAUAAUAUAAAAUGAUUCGAAGAAAUAAAAGCUGCAAUAAAAUAGCUUCUUCGGAACAUUGUCUAGCAAAAGGCAUUUUUAUCGAGACCUUUUAUAGACCUUGAAGUAUUUCCUCUAGACUUUUAAACGAGAACAAUGCACACUCUUUCCUUAUCGUUCGCUCUCUUGACGUACACCGGUUAUUGGCGACCCGUCAAACUGACCCCCACCAAAUAUUGGGCAUACAAUGUUUAUUCCGUCAUAAUGAUUUUUCUUCUCUACUCAUUUACGUUUUGCGGUUUGGUCGAUUGUUUCAUGAUCGAGGAUCUUGAGACCUUCAUCGAAAAAUUCUCGCUGUUUUUGUCGGUGCUCGGCGUCAGCUGCAAAGUAUUGAACCUGGUGCUACGUCGGGACGAGAUUAUCGGUCUCACUGAUAUGCUGCUGACGGACAUUUGUGUACCCAGAGACAAUCACGAGAUGAAUAUCCAACGGAAAUUCGAUCAUAAUGCCAAAAUAAUUACUAUCUACUGCGAGAUAUUGAACGAGUCGGCCGUCUUCUUCGCCACGAUUGCUCAAUUACGGCACUUUGCCAAAACCAGGACUUUACCGCUCUCCGACUGGGUGCCUUACGAUAUCUCGUCGACUGCUAUCUAUUGGGCUACUGUACUGCACCAAACUAUUGGACUGAUAGUCUGUGCGAACGCCAGCGUCGCUCACGAGACUCUCAUCUCCGGCUUUAUGAUUCAGACUUGUGCUCAGCUGGACAUACUAUGUCAUCGCGCUCGCAUAUUGCCGGAUUUGCUACGAGAGGUUCGAAAAUCCAGCAUUUCGAAAGAGGCUUUGAAGGCGCGAGAACAGAGACUCGUCCGCGAGUUUGUCCAUCAUCAUCGCUACGUGUAUAGAUUCGCGGAACGCAUCAAUGCGGUAUUCACGCUGAUGAUCCUCCUACAAUUUUCCAUAAGUUCGACAGUACUUUGUCUUAGUAUCUAUAAAAUGUCGAAGAAGAGCUUACUGAGCUUCGAGUUCGCAUGGAGUUUGUCGUAUCUCGGUUGCAUGCUUAUGCAGAUCUAUUUGUACUGCUGGUUCGGCAACGAAGUGACACUGAAGAGUACUGAAAUCGGCAAUGCCGUUUAUGAGAUGGAUUGGCCGAUGCUUCCUGUUGAUUUAAUGAAGACUCUUUUGUUGAUAAUCACACGAUCUAAGAAACCGAUAAAGAUAACUAGCGGCUACAUAAUUACUUUAUCCAAUGAAUCUUUUAUGAAGAUCAUCAGAAUUUCCUAUUCAGCAUAUAAUGUCCUACAAAGCUCUUAAUAUUUUUGAGAGCAAUUAUUCUCUUAUCGAUUGUAAGCCGUAAUUAAACUCUAAGCGACAGCCAACUAA
Nylanderia fulva is the source of this 1883-nucleotide messenger RNA. Lineage: Eukaryota; Metazoa; Arthropoda; Insecta; Hymenoptera; Formicidae. The record is from RefSeq and is a predicted model, not a curated record.